Molecule: messenger RNA, 1428 nt
Organism: Marchantia polymorpha subsp. ruderalis
Lineage: Eukaryota; Viridiplantae; Streptophyta; Marchantiopsida; Marchantiales; Marchantiaceae
Source: the annotation of a GenBank genome assembly
CGGUGGGAUUUGCGGGUGCUGUCGUCGUGAGAUUGUGUCGAUUCGGAGAAAGGAGAGAAAGGUGAGGACAAGUUUGUAAUUCGCGACAAACAUAAAAUCUCAGAAGCCGCCCAAGUGAAGGUGGGAGGGAGAUCAUGGCCUCUGUCUCAGGGGCUUUGCGCCCAUGCUUGCUGCCUGGUAGUACACUCCGUUCAAUUCCUCGCUGUUACGCCGGAAGAAACAAGUUUACUGUGGGAGCAUUGUGGGAUCAAGUGUCUGGGCGAUCAGGUGUCGUGAAAGGUGCCAACUGGAACCCAGAUCUCACCGGCGGUGCAGCGUCUCCUUUUGCAAACAACAGGACUGAAAGGGUCUUGUUCUACGGAGCCGCUGAGAUUCAGAAGGAACUCUCGAGUGGAAGCCAUUGCUUGAAGUCCUUUUGUACGAAAGCAGUGGGGGGACCCACGUCAUCAGCUACCCAGGCAGGCGCUGAGUCAAGGACGUCAAUUGAACAGGAGAGCAAUUUAGAAGAUCCCGAUUCGCCUUCUACAUGGACGAUCAAAAUGCUAUAUGAUGGAGAUUGCCCUUUGUGUAUGAGAGAAGUUGAUAUGUUGCGAGGAAGAAACAAGACGUAUGGAACCAUCAAGUUCGUAGAUAUUAGUUCAGACUCCUACUCUCCAGAAGAGAACUCUGAUAUCGACUUUGAGGAGGCAAUGGGACGUAUUCAUGCUAUUCUUCGCGAUGGGACCAUCCUCACGAAUGUUGCUGCAUUCAAGCGACUCUAUGAAGAAGUGGGCCUUGGAUGGGUGUAUGCAGUCACCAACUUUGAGCCUGUUGGCAAACUUGCCGAUUCAGUGUAUUCUUUCUGGGCGAAGUAUCGGUUGCCAUUGACAGGACGACCACCUCUUAUCGAGGUGCUGGAAACUCGAAGACAGAAACAGGCGGAGUCCUGCGACAUCGGUGGUUGCCGCACAGACUGAUACAUUUUAUGAGCUUCAAGGUGUUCCAUCUGAUGCUCAAUGUCCAACUGUACAACAUAUCACUAAAUGUCUGGAAGAUGGUAUCUCUUAUUCAUUUAUGUGGAAGUCUUCUUAAAAAUUCUAUUACUUGAGAAUUAUGAGAAAUUCUAUACAUUACAUGAGAAUUGUGCCACACGUUUCUUACUUCCGAGAUCACCUAGAGGCUAUCGCCCAAUUAUUUUUCCACGAUUUUCAGUAGAGAUGGGCAUAUGAUAAACGACCAUAUUUAGAGGAGAGGAAUUAUUGCCUUUCAAUUGGGAUCCUGGUUCUGUGAAGAUAUCCACAAGCUGAUUCACGACCUUUCAUGUAUCAAUCACUAUCUGCAUGAACAAUCCAUUUCAAUCUUUUUCAUACCCCUAUCGUUUAAAAGAAUACUCUUAUUUUAGGCAUCCGGCACUAGACACCACUGGAGUGCAUAACAGGGAACAGCUUU